UGCAGGAACCUGCCCUUAAAAUGGUCGUCCGAGCUUUCUCGCUCUAGCGACUUGGCGAAAUGGAAGUCUCUCUGUUGGGCCAAAGCCCUACUCUUCUCUCCACUCGGUUGAAGAGCAGCAACCCUGCCUCCAUUCCGCCAGCUAGGAAAUCUAAGUACUCCGGCCAAGCAAUCAGAACAAUUCCGUUACGAAUAUUGACAGUCGGCAAGAAGAGAUCUAGAGGGGUGCAACUAUUGGUCGAGGAGUACAUGGAGAAGCUCAAGUACUAUUGCUGCGUCGAGGACGUACACUUGAAGUCUAAUCCAAAAGGUAGCAGCAAUGUGAAAGCUCAGAUUGAUGCUGAAGACAGUGUUAUUAUGCAACAAAUCAGAUCUGAAGAUUGGGUUAUUGUGUUGGAUGAGCAUGGAAGAGAUAUUGGAUCAGAGCAAUUAGCUGAUUUGGUGGGGGAUGGAGGGCAAACAGGUUCAGCUAGACUUGCAUUUUGCAUCGGUGGCCCAUACGGACACGGACCACAGUUGCGAAAACGGGCAGAUGUGACAAUUCGAUUAUCAUCUAUGGUCUUGAAUCACCAGAUUGCAUUGAUUGUGUUGCUAGAGCAACUCUACAGAUCAUGGACGAUCAUCAAAGGCCAGAAGUACCACCAUUAGCAUGACCUCUCAUGAACUUCCAGAGUCCGCAAUAUCCUCCAAAAAUUCGCAGCAGCAAACAAGUUUGGGGGCCGAGUAUGAUCGUCCGCUCGCUCUUUUUAUCUACAAUCUUAAAGUUUGGAUUGUAGGCCCAUAUUUGAGCAACCUUGUGUUAUCUUCUAAACGCUUCAUACAGUUGGGCAUGUAAAAUAGUUAAAUUUUACUCGACUCAAAAUUAAUUUCUUCAAAGUUUUGGGGGCAAUUGGCAGCACUAAAA
This is a messenger RNA of Zingiber officinale, 903 nucleotides long. RefSeq names its product putative RNA methyltransferase At5g10620. The transcript has 7 exons. Lineage: Eukaryota; Viridiplantae; Streptophyta; Magnoliopsida; Zingiberales; Zingiberaceae. Gene Ontology annotation, biological process: rRNA processing. The record is from RefSeq and is a predicted model, not a curated record. Gene Ontology annotation, molecular function: methyltransferase activity. Bases 60 to 647 code for a protein of 195 amino acids.